Anoplopoma fimbria (sablefish) is the source of this 1674-nucleotide messenger RNA. Its product is annotated as zinc finger protein 554-like. Bases 97 to 1593 code for a protein of 498 amino acids. Lineage: Eukaryota; Metazoa; Chordata; Actinopteri; Perciformes; Anoplopomatidae. The record is from RefSeq and is a predicted model, not a curated record. The transcript has 3 exons.
GCCCGGACUCAAAGCUAACGUUAGCUGUCGCCACAGUCAACAGACCGGACUCUAUUUCGGUGUGUUUUCUGUCAGUGGUUGAGGUCAGCGGGAGGAAUGUGUCCGGACCAGACUGUGAGCGUGUUGGUGAAGCAGCAGCUGGCUGCAGCUGCAGAGGACAUAUGUGGACUGUUUGAAACCACCGUAGCAGAUCUCGAAGAUGAAAUUGAUCGUCUGUGCAGACUGCUGGAGGAUGGAAACAAGGCAGACAUCCAGCAGGUGUUGGUGUGUAAAGAGGAGCAGCAAGAGUGGCAGCCCAGUCUGGACCAGGAGGACCCAGAUCCUCCACACCUUAAAGAAGAACAGGAGGAGCUCUGGAGCAGCCAGAAGGGAGAGCAGCUUCAAGGACUGGAGGAGGAUGAUACCGCCAAGUUACCGUUCACUGCUGUCCCUGUGAAGAGUGGACCGAGGUGUGGACUCAGUACAGUGAAGUUAAAGCAGACGGCUGGUGGACUGCUGGUGAAGCAGCAUCUUGAGCAGAUAGUUGAGCUGUUUGAAAGAACGGUGGCGGAGUACGAGAAGAAACUUUCCUGUUCAAAGGAAGAGAUCGACCGGCAACACAAACUACUGGACGCUGUGUUAAAGCCUGAGGUUCGGCUGCACAGAGCAGAUGUCCAGCAGGUGAUGGUGUGUAAAGAGGAGCAGCAGGAACUGUGGAGCAGUCAUGAAGGAGAGCAGACUCAAGGACUGGAGGAGGAUGAUAUAAACAAGUUCCCGUUCACUGCUGUCUCUGUGAAGAGUGAGGAUGAGGAGGGGAACGCUUGGUCCUCACAGCUCCAUCAAAGGCAGACGGUUCUAGAGAUGAAAACAACAGCUGAUACAGAAUCAGAUCCAGCCAGCAACAACAACCAUUCAGUCUCCUCUGAAUCGGAGACUGAGGACAGCGAUGACGUUUCAACAGAGACCAGGGAAACUCAGUCACAUUUAAAUGCUUUGAAAAACACCAAUUCUCAAAGUGUGAAAAAAAUGUGCAUUGUCUGUGGUAAAACACUUUGUUCCAAGAGAAGCAUAUACAGUCACAUGACCGUCCACACAGAACUGCAAUCCUUUAUUUGUCCUAUAUGCGGUAAAAUGUUCACCCACAAGCGAUCACUAUUUGUCCACAUGAAAGGUCACGUAGAGGGCAACCCCUUCACCUGCUCGGUGUGUAAAAAGGAAUUCAAACAGAGUCGAUCGCUGAUCGAACACAUACGGACCCACACGGGAGAGAAACCCUACCGCUGCUCCGUGUGCAACAAGUGUUUCCACAGGAGAGGAGUGUGGAUUGUCCACACCAAGAGCCACCUUGCUGAGAAACCCUUCAGCUGCUCGCAGUGUGGGAAAAAGUUUGGUCACCAGGCGCAUCUGAGGAAACAUGUGAAGCGCCACUCGGCAGAGAAACCAUUCAGCUGCUCGAUCUGUGGCAAAAGUUUCAACGAUAAAGGACAUCUCAAAAGACACAAGAAAGUGCACCUGGAAGAGAAGCCACUCGGUUGUGAUGAGUGCGGGAGACGGUUUAUUCAAGAGAGACAUUUCAAAAACCACAAAUGUGUCACCUUUCCCACCGACCCUUAAAAAGUUGAUAUUCCAAGACCCCAUGAACUUCUUUUGGCUUGAAUUAAUGCCACUCACACUGUUGAUGACUUGUCAAACAGA